Messenger RNA from Drepanopeziza brunnea f. sp. 'multigermtubi' MB_m1, 1905 nucleotides. RefSeq lists its product as uncharacterized. Lineage: Eukaryota; Fungi; Ascomycota; Leotiomycetes; Helotiales; Drepanopezizaceae. The record is from RefSeq and is a predicted model, not a curated record.
AUGUCGAGUCAGGUCUCCCCAAGCCUUGACUUCGACUUCGACAAAUUCCUGGCAGAGGAAACAGUCGAAACUGCAAACUACGGAAACCCCUCACAUAUCAGCCAAUUCCCAGAACACAACGGCGUACCUCUAGACUACGAUAUAUUACAAUACAAUGGAUUCCCACAAGGAAUCGACGAUCAAGGUUGGUAUGAGGAUCUGUCACAAGCAGGUCCGGCUCCACGCAUCGAGCAUCAGCAAGAACAAGAGGAUGCGAACUUUGAUGAUGUGGCAAGCAAUUGGUGGGAGGCACAAGUACAGGGCGACUACCUAGCAACCCAACCCACCAACCACGGAUCUUCCUCAGUUCCUAUCAACAUCUCAGCUCCAGUCGACGAAGGACUUUGGAAUCCCCUCUCCGAAGAUAUAAAAGCGCACGUAUAUCCCUCAUCCGCCCCGAUCACGAGGCCCUCGUCAGUAGAAGCAGUCGGGCGGGACCAUCUCGUACCUAACCCGGGGAACGGGGUCUUCCUCAACCCAAUUCUGAACAACUUCACCUCACCGAGCACCCCUCUCGGCAUCAUCGAUGCACAUAUGUUCCCGUUCGAGGCAGAACUCCAAGCGGCGCUCCAGCUCGAACUAGACAACCAGAUCGAACUAGAAAAAACCCGGGAAAUCGUUGCGGCUCUUGAGACGGAACUUAGUCGGCGUAAACAAUCAGAAGAAGAUCUGCUUGAGAAGCUGCAAAAUGCCAAGUCGCUUCUUCCAGUGCCACCAACCCCUGCCCCAACACCAGCACCAUCGGGAGAGGGUAUCAAAACUCCAAAGAACAACCGCACCCAUAACAUCGCCAGCACGGAUCCGACAAAGCACUACGACCCUCUGACAGAAACGCCAAAAUCCUGGGGGACCGUCGCAUUCGACACCGGUAGGCAUAUUUUUCGCUAUACGAAAUACGGCGAGCUAGAUCCCAAACAAACGUUCGAGGUGAACCAGAUCGCCGAGUUUCUCUCCCAGCAUCCACUACCGAACAAGACACUCACCCUCUGGAUCCAGACGGUACCUGCCGACAGCGCAGGCCGCUAUGCAACGAAGACUUCUGACAAGUGCAGAUUCUCAAACUGCCCAGACCCCAACCGAACGAUCCGCAAAGGCGACUUCCGAGUCGCCUUCGAUGAGGACUUCUCCAACCGCAAAAGAGACCCCUUUCAUGUUGCCGGAUACUGCCACCUCUUCUGCCUGGAAAAGAAUUUCGACUUCCCGCAGAUCUGUAAGGACUACGACGUGCGGCCCGACACGCGCGAGCUCCCAGAAGGCAAGAACAAGAUGGCCAUCACGCGAGACCACAAGAGCAUGGCCGGUAUCGUUACUAAGUUCAUCAGGGAGUCCGUACCGUGGGCGGACGUAAAGGGUGGCCGGCCGGAGCAGUAUUACGGAGAAUCGCUGUGCUUCAAGCUGACGAUGGAACAUCUGGAGAAGCAGCCGCGCCAUCUCCAGGGCAUUCGCGAAGUGCGCGGCGGCAAUACCAUCGACAGACAUAAGAACAAUCUGGACGUAUACGUCGAAAACCAGAGGAGGGUCAGGUUAGAGCAGUCUGCUGGUAAGAGGCCAGCAGAGAAGAGGCCAGCCGGGAAGAAGACGGCAGGGGAGAGACCAGCCAAGAGGUCGAAAGGCAAAGAAAAAGCCAAGCGUAACAGAGAUGAGGAGGAAGGAGAAGAGUCCAUUCUGGACGAUGAAAUCCUGCAGAGAGGUUUGAAGUCGCCGCACAAGGUCAAGAGACUCAGCAUGUGGUUGGUCGACAGCAGCGCGAGCUCCAAGCGGAAGCUCGAGGCAGAGAGCGAGAGCGAUGAUGACAGUGAUGGCGACGGCUUAUCUAGGCGUCCCUUCAAGAGACUGAGAAGCGGACGCAGACUCUUUCCAGUCUAA